Molecule: messenger RNA, 1390 nt
Organism: Haliotis rufescens (red abalone)
Lineage: Eukaryota; Metazoa; Mollusca; Gastropoda; Lepetellida; Haliotidae
Product: multimerin-2-like
Exons: 2
Coding region: 34-1326 (430 amino acids)
Molecular function (GO): protein binding
Source: RefSeq, a predicted model, not a curated record
AUAGUGCUAGUGAAAGCCCUUUAUCAGAUCACGAUGUGUGAGUUAACUUGGGUCUCGUUGCUCUUGGCUCUGCUCAUGCCCCUUGGUGCAAGCCUUAUUGUACCUAUGUCAAAGCCAAACGGGGAUGCAGAUUUGAUCAGUAUCACAAGUCACGUGACUCUGAUGGAACAGACGGUGAACAGUCUCGAGGCACGGUUCCAGACAACAAAAACAGAAUUAACGACUGUGAAAGCCGACCUGAAAACAACGAGGACAGAAUUAUCCUCACUCCAACUCCUACACAUUGAUGCAGUGCGGGAUCUCACAGUUACGCAGACACAAUUGAAUAAUGCCUUGGCAGAACUACACACUGUGAAAGAUGAUCUUAAGAAAGCUGAGUCAGAAUUAGCACUGGUAAAAUUACAAUCUUUAAAUCUUUCAGAGUUGACGAACCUGAAGACUGAGCUGAAAACUGUCCGAACUGAGCUCUCAGCUGCAAGAUCUGAAUCUAACGGGACCUCGUCUGAGCAGAGGUCUAUCAAACGUGAACUUGCACGACUAACUUCCAACGUGAAGGCACAACACGCACUGAUAAAUGAAACCGUUUUGGAUGCAAUCAGUUCUGACGUUAAGUCAAAUUUGGCUGAAAUAGUAUUAUUAAAAUCGGAGCUUUCACUGACCCGGGCUGACACGAACAAAACUGCGUGUGAAGUAGAGAUUAUUCAGGACUACCUGAAUUCCUCAUCUGUAGCGGUUGGUGAUUUGGAAAAAGAACUAACGUCCCUGAUAGAAAUUAUGGACAAUGCUACCCUCGAGGCGAACACAACACAGGGCGAAGUCAGUCAGUUGAUGAAAGGCCUCCAUGACCUGGGACAAAGUGUCGAGGACCACAGUAACACACUGAAUAACAUUUCCUUUUCCAUAGAUCGUCUUGAAACAGCUGUUGCAUUCCAAGCUAGUCCCAGUGCCUACUACUUUGACGUAAAAGACACCGAGAAACUUAUUUUCGACUCGGCCCUCUACAACCUCGGAGAUAGUUAUGACGGCAAGACCGGGCUCUUCACCGCGCCUGUACAUGGGACGUUCAUAUUCUGGGCUGGUGCCAGCUCCUUUGGGAAGAACACCCGAGUCACAAUCAGACUAAAUCUGAAUCACAACCGCCAUGGCUACUUGGCACAGGGAACGGGCAUCUCCAAUAACAAUUCCACGGAAAGUACCGCUUCUGUUAUCACAACCGCCCAGUUAAGGAGAGGUGAUGUUGUUUGGCUGGAGAAGUACGGUGGCACUGACCGACUCUUUGGCACCCAAGAAUCAUACUUUGGCGGGGUACUCUUGCACCACUACUAGUACAAUCAACACUGACUAUCAUUUUAGAAAUAAAGAUGUUACUAGUAGUGUUACAUUUGAGAAA